CCUACAGGCCCAGGAUAAAAAAGGCAGUGCUAGCGGGUAACCACGAGUUGAACUACAAAAGACAGCAACUCUUCUGGGGCAGCCGAAAAGCUCUGCCCCCAAAAUCACGCCUUUGAUGGUAGAGUUGGAUGAGGAAACUGGACUCGGGAAGAAGCAGAGCCUCGAUGACACAAGGCAGCUCACACUACGAAGAAACCCCUCUGAACUAGAGGAAAGUUCCUUGUUUUGAAGUGACAAUUCACGUUUGAAAUGAGAAAGUUGCCUGUCUUCCAAACAGAAUCUAAUUCUUGCAGCCAGCAGCACAGAACCGAGGACUGAAAGACCCGGAGCAAAACAGGGUAGCAUGUUUUCUUUAUUCCCAGUAAGAGCCGGUUUAUUAUGAGGUGGCCUCAUUAGGUCUAGAGGCGCAUCCACUGGACCAACGUGGAGACAAAUAAGGAAAAACAAACAACAACAACAACAACAACAACAACAAAACAAAUAACCCAAAGCACUUUGAACAACAAGCGAGACAACAGGUUUGCCUGCAGGCCUAAUUUGGAAACCAGCACUGAAGAGGAAAUUGAGAGGGGCGUGGGCUCUCAGCAGCUGGAGGUCCUGAAGGCAAGCCCUUCAUGCAGCGAGGGACCAAGGCUGUGGGUCAUCCCGCUUCAUGCGGAAGGACACUGUACCCAUGCGCCGAGUGGAGGAUGCGGGAGCUGGCCGAGCUGAGGGAAGAGGACAGUGCCAGGGAUGUUCUCGUGGCAGAGCACAGGAGGGGAAGAGAGACACCGCCUGUGCCCAGGUUGCCCCCUCUGCCAAGCCAGGCAGCUAGGCAGGCUCAGGGAGGCCUGGAGGCCUCUGUGGCCAAAAGGGCCGCACCUCCAAGAGGAAGCCAGCUGCCUGCUCUGGAAGCAGCCUGCAGAUCUUCUGCAAGGCACAGGGCCAAUGGCAGGGAGCGCUUGCCACCCCUUAGUGGUGCCGGGAAGGCUCUGGACAGCGGGUGGAGACUGCGAAGGGAAGAGCUCAAGCCAAGCCAUCUUGCUUUGCCUGCCCUUCGAGUGGCCAAGCGGGAAGCUGGCGCUCUGCCCCGGCCAAGUCGAGAGCGUGUCCACUGCACGCCGGAGGCCAAGCUGAGGUCUUGCACAGGGGGCAAAGCGAGGCUGGUGCCAGACAGUGGUGCCACACAGUGGAGCAUUCUUCCUGGGCAAAGCCGGCAGCUCCCAGGACACUCCUGCUUUGCCCCGGCAGCCCAGACCAUGCCUCAAAGGCAGGUGCAAGGCAUGGCCGGCCACAAGGAGCGGGACGAGCCUUGGCCCAGCUGCCUGACGGUGCCAAGGCUGCCACAGUUGCCCCUGGGGGUGGCUCUCAACAGGACUGCCCAAGAACAGUGCCAGGACCUAAAGAGCAAGGUGCGUGCGGCUCCCAAAGAGACCUGUGCCCAGGAGGGCAAGGUGCAACGGCAGGACACCAUGGUGCACGGCCAGGUGCAGGACGGGGUGCUAGGCAAGUCCGGGGUGUCCCAAGGUGCUGACCUGCUGCCUGCAGAAGAGCAAGUGCCCCGUGCUGAGAAUGCCCCGGGAGAAGCAGCCUCUUCUGCCCCAGAGGAUGCAUUACAGCAGGAGACCAGGGCCAAAGGUGCUUCAGAGGGGCUUCAGCUCACCAGCCCCUGCUUUGCAGCAGAACCACGCAGCUCUGCCAAAGCCAUGGUGGGCAAGUGCCACAGUGAAAUUGUGCCACCGGAGGAAACAUCGCCUUGCCAGCCUGAGUCUGCUGGCCUUGCUCCGAGUGUGCACAGAGAUGGGAGUGUGGAAAUGAGGGCUGAGCACCAGAGAGCUGCCCCACACAGCCCCGCAACGCCUGCCACCGCUCCGGAGGACACAGGCCUGGGGCUCGUCCGCGCAGCUGAGAGGAGCCCCGGACAACGGCGGCAGCUGGGGCAGCCUCACGCCAACAACGGCACACUGGAGCUGAGUGCAGGUGCCGUGCAGGAGAUGCUGGCGCACGCCACUGCUGCAGCAGCCCUGGCAAGCGCUCUCCAGGUCCAGAGCAGAGAGGACAGUAAAAGCCCAGAGGCCGCAGCUCUGCAACAGCCUGAUCACCAUGCUCACAGUGGCACAAGGAAGGCGAGCAGGGCCGGUGCACCAGCAUCGCCAGGCCGGGGCUGUGCUCCACCAUCAGCCAAAGCACCGUCGCCAGCACAGGGCACCAUACAGAAACCUUUGGGCAUCAUGUGUCGCUUCCGAGGCAGGACGCUGCGCGUGCACCCCGACAACACCUCGCGGUACCUCGCAGUGCUUUCCAUCAAAACCGAGCCACUGGAGGAGCUCGAGAGGAGCUGCCUGGCACGCACCGGGCAGACCUUGGCGCAGCUGCGAGAAGCCUGCCUGCAGAGGAAGGAGCAGAGGCCAAGGGAGAGUGAGAGCAAGGAAGAGGAGGGCAAGGGGAAGCGUUUCUCCCUCACACCAUCAGGACGCCUCAACGUUCGACCCAGGGAGCUCUGCGCCAGAAACUCCUUCUACAACCUGUGGAGACCGGAGCUGACGCGAGUGGAGCUCUUGAAGGACGCGAGCUCCAAGUGGCAGGUGCUGGAGCGGCUCUAUGCGCAUGCCCCUGAGAAGGAGCGUGAGAGGGGAGGCAGCAGGAGAACUGGUGGAGCGCCGCAGCGUGAGCCACCGGAGUGGAGCGACGAGGAAGGCGAGGUUGAGGAAGAGGCUCUGCAAGGGGAGGAGCUGCAGCAAAGCAUCUCCCUAUGCAUGACCUGGGUGAGGCCGAGCCUCAGGAGCCUCUUGGAGGACGGGCCAAGGUGCCAGGAGGAAGUGCCACGCUCGCCCAGCAUCGAGCCCCAGCACGCGGCCACGGAAGCAGCCGGCGAGCUGCAGAGCACGCCUCCGGCCCCAGCAGCGCCCCGAGGAGCCGAGGCCGCGGCACCUCCUCUGGCAGGAGGCAUUCAGCAUGCGGAGGACGGCAUGCCUCUCGCCCCGUCAGCCAGCGCGGGAGCAAGGGCAGAGGCCUGCCCCACACACGCAGACCCUCAGCCUUGCCCUGUGCCUGCCCGGCCCCUCGCCCAGGACUCUCCUUCCCCCGCGCGCAUCGCCGACCUCCCACAUGCUGCGCCUCCCAGGCGAUGGUCCUCACGCCUCAGGGCAGCGCUCGGCGCUCUGCGCAGAGCUUUCUGCUGCUGCUGCCUCGCAGCGCAGUGAGAGGGACAGUGGAGGAUGCAGGUGCCAGAGGUGCCGCGAGACGGGAGCUGCUGCAGAGCACGGGGGCAGAGGCACACAGGCUCUCUGCUGGCUGCUGCAGAAAGGCUGCCGCAUCGUGGCCCCCCCGUCCCUUCUCUGCUCCAAAUAAAAGCCUGGGAAGAGUU
Molecule: messenger RNA, 3346 nt
Organism: Rhea pennata
Lineage: Eukaryota; Metazoa; Chordata; Aves; Rheiformes; Rheidae
Exons: 3
Coding region: 615-3182 (855 amino acids)
Cellular component (GO): mitochondrion
Source: RefSeq, a predicted model, not a curated record